AGGAAGUGAUAUUGGAAUUUGUGAAAAUUGAUCUCAUACACAACCAGUGAGGUAGCUACCGACUUCGUGGUUGGAAACGGGCACAACCCGUAUACCUUCAGAAACAAGGUAAUAAGUCAACAUUGAUCUUCCUUUAUUCAAGAGAAACGAUAAAAAAACAGUGUGUUCACUGACUGAAAGCAGCCAUGUCGUCAACAUCCCAGAAACACAAAGAGUUUGUGGCAGAACCCAUGGGGGAGAAGGCAGUCAAUGCACUUGCUGGCAUUGGAGAGGUGCUUGGCAAGAGACUGGAGGAGAAGGGCUUUGACAAGGCUUACGUGGUCCUGGGUCAGUUCCUGGUGCUGAAGAAGGAUGAGGAGCUAUUCCGGGACUGGCUGAAAGACACAUGCGGGGCCAAUGUCAAACAGCAGGGUGAUUGCUAUGGCUGUCUGCGUGAAUGGUGCGAUUCUUUCCUGUAGAGAAGGUUUUGUUUUUUCCAUUUUAUAUAACGUCAUCCCAAACAUCUAUUUACUUCUGGUCUCACAUUAAAUUUCACCUCAUAUGGGAACACUGCACAAGAGGCAGUUAAGCAAAGUCAUACAUUGUAACACCUGGUUAUUUUAUACUAGUCACAAUUCAGAGACCUAUGGAUGCUUAAAAAUGAGUUAGACAUACUUUGCUGCAGUCAUCCAUGGGGUUGUUUCACCCAACUGUGUAGAUCCGUAAUCCUGACCUUUCCUAUGAUUAAUAUCUUUGGCCGUAUAGAAGCCUUGGGGAUGAGUUAAUUUGUUUUCCUGCACUUUAUAUUUCAAUUUUGUUCUGUCAAAUAACUACUUUUUAUAAUUACUAUCCCUUCAUAAAGGUAUAACUAAUGCUUGUACUUAUCUCCAACUCUGACAGUUUUCCCCUGCAUUUAGUUAAAUGAACUUGUCGCUAAAUUAAUUAAUAGCAUUUUAAACCAUUUGACACCACAUGGCUUUAACAUCUAUAAGAUGUUGCACUGUUAAUUUUACAUCCGAGUUUACAGGAAACAAUUUUAAGAUUUACAUUUGUAAUUGCCCCAUGUUAUCUUAUGUGUUUGUUUUAAGAGAUGUUGAAGCGAUGCCUUAACGUUGUAAUGCUAAAGAAACAUUUAUCUGCAAUGUACCUUGAGUUGUGGAGCAGUGCAUGCGGAUUAAGAAGCUAGUUACUACAAAUCACCUCAUUUUCAAACUUCACACAAAUGAAAGCCUGAAGUAAAACCACAGUAAGUAGCACUGUUUCAGGAAUUAAUUUAUGAGCAUACUUGUGUUGCUCUCUGUUUAAUCGUUGAAGGAUGGUUUUACUGAAACACUGGUUCAUGUUUUUGCAUAUUGACUGAAAGCAUGUUAGUUUUUAUAUUUUUAUUUUGAACAAAGCAACUGCAAGAUCUGGACUAUUCUGACUUUGUUUUGUUUUUUGGGGAAAAAACAAUAAAAUUACAUGCACAAAUA
Messenger RNA from Salvelinus sp. IW2-2015, 1451 nucleotides. RefSeq names its product barrier-to-autointegration factor. Gene Ontology annotation, molecular function: DNA binding. The record is from RefSeq and is a predicted model, not a curated record. NCBI's taxonomy places the organism in Eukaryota, Metazoa, Chordata, Actinopteri, Salmoniformes, Salmonidae.